AUGUAUGUGUCCGCAGAACAUAGAGUUGCAGCAUGGUGUAGUGUGGCUGCACAACUUGUGCAACAUGGCCAUCGUGUGGACGCCCAACCUGCUGCGCUCGCCCGCGCCGCAGCACGCGCUGCAGAUCGUCGCCGUGCCGGUAUGUGUCCGCAGAACAUAGAGUUGCAGCAUGGUGUAGUGUGGCUGCACAACUUGUGCAACAUGGCCAUCGUGUGGACGCCCAACCUGCUGCGCUCGCCCGCGCCGCAGCACGCACUGCAGGGCGUCGCCGUGCAGGUAUGUGUCCGCAGAACAUAG
Messenger RNA from Parnassius apollo (apollo), 297 nucleotides. The record is from the annotation of a GenBank genome assembly. Lineage: Eukaryota; Metazoa; Arthropoda; Insecta; Lepidoptera; Papilionidae.